AUGCCAAGUCGGAAGCUGCUGGAGGCUGCGGCGAGCGGCCAAACCAGUCUUGUUGCGGAGCAACUCGAUAACGGCGCGGAUCCCAACACUGUCGAUCAGUAUGACAACCCGGUGCUCGCGAUUGCGGCGAUGCACGGUCACGUCGAUGUCGUGUCGGCGCUGCUGGACGCCGGCGCGACCGCCGAUGCGUUGGAUGCGAUGGCUGCACCGCCGCUCUUUCGCGCCGCGCAACUAGGGCACAAGGACGUCGUGGCGCGUCUGGUUGCCGGCGGAGCCAAUGUCAACUUUCAGCUGGCAAGCGGAACAACCGCCUUGACGGAAGCCGCUGCCGCUGGACGCAGUGAAACGGUGCAAGCGCUUUUAGCGGCCAAUGCCAAUGUCGCACUGCACGAUCGGAAUGGCACAACGUCUCUGAUGGCGGCCGCUGCGAGCGGGAACGUGGACGUCGCGUCGCAGCUCUUGCGUGCCGGCAUGAGCGCCCGCGACGCCAAUAUGGAGGGUAUCACGGCCAUGCAUUUUGCGGCCAUGAGUGGCCGCGGCGCAAUGAUGCACGUGCUUGCGAGCGCGGGUGGCGACGUCAACGCCGCUUCAUUGGAUGGGACGACCGUGCUACGGUGCGCAGCGACGGGCGGGCACGCUGCCGCCGUAGAGGCCCUCCUCACGUUGGGUGCCGACGCCAAUGACGGCUCGGCUACGAACGUGCCGUCGCUUGUCGUGGCAGCCGGGGGUGGCCACCUGGAGGUUGUGGACCUGCUCCUACAAGCCGGCGCCGACAUCAAUGUGAUCGAACGCCGGACGGGUAUGACGGCGCUGUAUAUUGCAGCGUCCGGUGGCCACGAGGCCGUUGUGCGCCGACUGGUCUACGCGGGUGCGGCGCUGGACACGGCAGCCAACAAUGGACUGGUGCCGCUCACUGCGGCCAUGGCCAACAACCGGUCGGCAAUUGUCCACUUGCUUCAAGCGUUGCGUGUCGAGAAACGGACCUUGCUCCAUGCAGCGCGCCAAGGCGACGGUGAAGGCGUCCUUGCGCUGCUAAACAAGGGCCUCAGCGCGCACGAGGUGGACGAGUAUGAGAACACGCUCGUGCAUCUCGCGGUCCUUGGCGGGCACCACGAUCUGCUCACCGAGCUGCUUGCGCGACCGGGGAUGCCAACCACGUAUAUCAACAAGUUUGGCGAAUCGCCCAUGAUGCUCGCCAUCAAGAUGGCUGCCGACGACAUGGUGCGCUUGCUGCAUACAGCCCAAGCGACAACAGCUCCCCUUGUGCCUCGUCGGUCGCCGCCGCCGAUGGCACGGUUGGGCGCCGGUGGCUAUGGCAUUGUGUUCAAGGACACGCUGGACGGCGUCGAGGUGGCCGUCAAGAUGCUCAAGAACCAAGGUCUCCGGGCCGAUGUUUUUCGCCGCGAAAUCAACGUCAUGAAAGCCAAUCCAUCGCUGUACGUGGUGCGGCUUGUGGCGACGGCCGACGAGGACGCGGACCCGCAGCUUUUCCUCGAGUUUAUGGAUGGCGGCGACCUUGGGUCGCACCUUGACGCAGAGUGGAACCAAACGCCUGUUGCCGUCGGGUACUCGCACCUCGAGGUCGCGUGGGUCGUUGCAAACGCGCUCAAGGACCUCCACGCACGAGGCAUUGUGCACCGGGACAUCAAGACCCAAAACAUCCUUCUCUCGUCCAGCCAUUACAUCAAGGUCGCCGACCUCGGCAUUGCCAAGCGCGUGGCGACGCACAUGACGACGGGCAUCGGCACUACUGAGUGGAUGGCCCCCAAAAUGUUUACGUCGGGUCCAGAGACGUACGGUACCCCCGUCGACAUUUAUGCCUUUGGGAUUCUCCUCGAAACGCUGUUUCCGGACGUCGUCGAGCAAGAGAAUACCGCGUGGUACGCUGCGCUCGCCAAGUGCUGCAAGGCCACAGACCCAGCGGAUCGUCCCACAGCAAGCGACCUUGUCGACGUGUUGCGCCCCGAGUUGCUCGCCAAGCAAUCCGAGCUCGUCUUGUCGCUGCGGACGUUCCGGGACGACCAGUUGCGCGCCGCACCGGAAAGCAACACCUUGGUGCAGCCCCAAGUCGAGCCCGAGCCCCGAGUCGCGUUCAAGCCCCAGCCCGCCCCACGUGUUCUUCUGGACUUCCAGUCGCCGGACGAGAGUCUCAGUCCCGAGCAGCACCUCCUUCGUGCCGCCUUCUUUGGUAUCAAGGAGGUGGCUGCAGCGCUGUUUGACCAAGGUGUGCCGAUCGAGUCGGCGAGUAGAGUCGGCCAGACGACACUUUUGCUUGCCGUUGCCGGCCGCCAGCCCCAGAUGGUUGUGAUGCUUCUGGCGCGCGGUGCCAAUGCGAAUGCGGCGGACGAGAUCGGGAGCGCCGUGCACCUGGCUGCCGAUACGAACCAACUCGACGUCUUGAACGCGCUCAUUAGCGCCGGUGCCGCUCUCGACGCGCUUGACACGUAUGGCUCGACGCCGCUGCAUAUGGCUGCAAUGCAUGGACACUUGCCUCUCGUGAUCGCACUCGUGACGGCUGGUGCCGACAUUAACCUCCGCGAUGCGCGGGGGGCCACAGCGUUGAUGCGUGCUCUCUUCGGCAGCCACGUGCCGACAGCCAAACUGCUUCUCGAUGCUGGCGCCAAUGUCAACGACGAUGCGUGGGGUGAGAGUCCGCUCUUCCUGGCCUGUCGCUUGGGCCUCACAUCGCUUGUGCCGCAACUUGUCGACCUUGGCGCCGACGCGACGGCACUCUACCACGCGGGCCUGACACCGCUGCACAUUGCGAUUCAGGAAGGCCAUGCCGAGAUCGUAUCGAUGCUGCUCGCCUCACCGCGUGGUGUCGUCAACCAGCGCGACGCCCGAGGCACGACGCUCCUGCAUUUGGCCGUCGCCACCGGUCACGUCAACGUCGUUGACGUGUUUUUAAACGCGGGCUUUGACUUUGACGUGACCAAUUACGAUGGUGACACGCCGUGGGGCCUCGCCCAAAACAGCCGCAACGCGGCACUCAUCUCGCUGCUCGACGACGCUAUCGAACACAAAGAGGCCCUUCUCGAGGCAGCCAAGCACGGUGCCGUGGAUUGCGUACACAUGCUGCUGGAGCGCCCGCUCAGCGCUAACGUCACGGACGAGGUCGGGUGCUCGCUCGUGCAUUGGGCGGUCAUGACGCACAAUGCGGCCCUCUUGGAGCUGCUACUGAAGCAGCCGCAUCUGGACGUCGAUACGCACAACCAUGAAGGGAAAACGCCACUCUCGUUGGCCAUCCAGCGUGGUCACUCGGACAUCGCCGACAUGAUCUUUCGUCACAAGCAACGUCCCGUCGACGAGAUCACGCUGAACGACAUCAAAGACGUUCACUCUCACCUUGGGGUCGGGGGCAACGGCAGCGUCUCCAAGGGCUCGUACCGCGGGCGAUUCGUUGCUGUCAAGUGCCCCAACAACGCUGCGCAUGUCCGGUCGUUCCGAACUGAAAUCAACGCGAUGCUCUCGUGUGCGUCACCGUACUUGGUGGAGCUUUUGGCGAUCGCCGAUCGCCAUUCGGAGUCACCGGCGCUCGUUCUCGAAUUCAUGGACGGGGGCAGUCUGCGCACGUACCUCGAUAAGAAGCUGGCUGGUGCGCCAACGUCCCUCAACAUGACCAAGCUCGAGGUCGCGUGGGUCGUUGCCAACGCGCUGCAGAGCUUGCACUCGAUGGGCUUUGCCCACGGCGACAUCAAGAGCCUCAACGUGCUCGUCGGUAGCAUGGGCUACAUCAAGGUCGGCGAUUUGGGCGCGGCUCGCGAGCGCGCAACAAUUUUGACAGCCGUGCCCGGCACACUCUACUGGACCGCGCCUGAGGCACUCCGCACUGGUAGCUCGGGGCGCUACGGGAUCGAAGCCGACGUCUAUGCUUUUGGUGUGCUCCUCACGGAGCUUGACACGCUCCAAUUGCCGUACUACGACCAGCCUUCCAUGACUUCCAUGCCUCGCGCUGCAUUUGUAAACAGCGUGCUCGACGGCUCCCUCCGCCCGACGCUCCGUGACAACUGUGAGCCAUGGUACCGAGCGUUGACAGAGCAGUGCCUUUUGGCGGAUCCCGAUGCACGUCCGACGGUCACCGAGAUCCUUGGGACAUUGCAGACGCACGUCUCCGCGGCGGUGGCAAGCAAGGAUGCAUUUGACGCCUUGCACCGCGCGCUCACGAACGACAUGGCCUCCGUCGUUGAAGCGCAGCUCGCUGCGGGCAUGGACCCCAAUGCACUCUUGCCAGGCGACGCGACGCCGCUGUAUCUGGCGACGAUGUGCAACGCCAAGGACUGCGUCCAAGUGCUGUUGGCGUCUGGUGCGGACGUCGACGCGCGUGUGGACGGUCGGACGCCGCUGCAUUUGGCGGCCAGUACACAGCGGUACCCGAUUGUCGAUGGGCUUGUGCGCGCCGGCGCCGCCGUUGACGCUCGAACCGAGAAGGACGGAGCGACGCCGCUGCUGUACGCCGUCAUCAACAUGGAUGCGGUUGGCGUAGUGCAGCUCCUGGAUGCCGACGCCGACGUUCGUAUCUCGCCCAGAGUGGGACCGACGCUUCUCGAAGAAGCCGAAUCGAACGAGUCGAUGGCUGCUCUCCUGCCGCUCUUGAGGGCGGCGUCCGUUCGUGAAGAGUUGCUUCGGACACUGGACAUGGCUUGCACCAACUGCGGCAGCCGGCACGCAAUAAAAGCGGCUUGUAGCGCAUGCGACCAUAUUCCAUCGACGCACGACAAGCUCGUCGUGCUGCUGCGGCGGCUACGAACGCUGCACAAGCGAGGCCUCGUCAUCAACUGGGCGAUGCGCUGCCGAAUGUGUAACUUGCUGUUCGACUUUAACGCCGUGUGCACUGGCUGUCAUGCACCAAGUCCAGCCCAGUCGGACGAGGACGACACGCUCCGGCUGCUACUCGCGCGCCUCCGAGCCGCGCUCAACAACAACGUUGCUCGCCUCGCACAGGAGUCGGUACCAGCGCUUCCAGACGGCGUGCAUGAGCUUCUUCGGGUACUCGACAUCGGCACGGCCGAGGAGCGCCGCGUGGCAGCGAUCUGCGCACAGGCCGCGAACGAGCGUGAACACGCGACGCAAUUGGUGCAAGCCACACAAGAAGGUGACGCGGUUGCACUCCAGCGCCUUCUCGACGUCUCAUGCCGCCCCAACUGCACGGACGAGAACGGCAACCCACUUGUCCACAUUGCCGUGCAAACGCGCAACGUCGCGGUUUUGCAGGUUCUGCUUCAAGCCCCCGGCGUCGAUCUGGGGGCGACCAAUUCGGACGGAAAGACGGCACUGGCCGAAGCUCUCGCGCGCGGCGAUAUGAGCGCCAUGCGCGCACUGCACGGCGCGCUCUGCGCACCGGUGGGCACGAUUGCAAGCGACGAGCUGCCAACGCCGGGUGAGGCAGUCGGCCUCCGAAUCGCAGACGAGCGCUACCUCUCGCCGGCGGCCAACGAGCCUGUUGACGCGAUCCUCUCGUUUUCGUCGCCGUUCGUGGUGCCUAUCUUUGCACAGACCGGGCCCGAUACCGUCGCGGUCGAGCACCUGGACGAGGGAGAUCUUCGGAACCUCCUCUGUCACGUGCCGCGCGAGCACCGCUUUAGUUCGUACGAGCUGGUUCAAGUCCAAGUCGCAUACUGCAUCGCCAACGCGCUCGCCGAUUGCCAUGCGAGCGGCCUCGUGCACGGGCACCUCUCGAGCGACAACGUCUUCUUUUCCAGCCAGCAUUUUAUCAAGGUUGGUGUCCCCGGCACGACGCCGUACCGAGACGGCGCCAGCGCAAUGCUGCGCUGGACGGCACCCGAGGUCCUCCGCGGGGACGCUCGCACAACGGCGUCCGACAUGUACGCGCUUGGCGUGAUUUUGACCGAGCUCGACACGCUCGAGCUGCCGUAUGGCAACGACGACGUCGACGAAGCCGUGCUACGGGAGCUGGUACUCAACGGUUUCCGCCCGCCUCUCUCGGAGGAGUGCGAAGAAAACUACUCUAACAUCGUCGCCCGUUGCGUGGCGCCAGAGCCGAGCGAUCGGAUGACUACAGCCGAGCUCGCAGCGAUUCUGCAGCGAAUUCUGGAUGCUGCCGUCGUUCGUUAUGGUAUCUAACGUCGUCUGCUGCGGGUGCCGUACAUACAAAAUGAGUUUUCUUGC
Saprolegnia diclina VS20 is the source of this 6126-nucleotide messenger RNA. RefSeq names its product TKL protein kinase. Gene Ontology annotation, biological process: protein phosphorylation. Bases 1 to 6081 code for a protein of 2026 amino acids. The transcript is spliced from 44 exons. The record is from RefSeq and is a predicted model, not a curated record. Gene Ontology annotation, molecular function: protein binding; protein kinase activity; ATP binding. NCBI's taxonomy places the organism in Eukaryota, Oomycota, Saprolegniomycetes, Saprolegniales, Saprolegniaceae.